Molecule: messenger RNA, 228 nt
Organism: Dibothriocephalus latus
Lineage: Eukaryota; Metazoa; Platyhelminthes; Cestoda; Diphyllobothriidea; Diphyllobothriidae
Source: the annotation of a GenBank genome assembly
AUGAACAUCAAUCGCAGUCUGUCGCCGCACACCCUUGUCAUGCUGCCCGACGAGAAUGAUCUGAAGGAGAAUCAGGACUACUUAAUUCCCACUGCUUUUGUCCUCUCCGAAGUGGAUGGCUAUACUCAUCUCAAGGACUCCCCAACCAUGUUUCCUCCUCAACCUCCUACUGCGGGAUGCAACGCAGAUUCGGCUGGGUCCCUGGUCCUCAAGAGUAGUGAGAUUUGA